Ctenocephalides felis (cat flea) is the source of this 3971-nucleotide messenger RNA. RefSeq lists its product as uncharacterized. Lineage: Eukaryota; Metazoa; Arthropoda; Insecta; Siphonaptera; Pulicidae. The record is from RefSeq and is a predicted model, not a curated record. The coding region runs from base 111 to 3971 and encodes 1286 amino acids. Gene Ontology annotation, molecular function: protein binding. The transcript has 7 exons.
CUAUCAAACAAAAGCACGCAGGACAAAAAUAGCUUGUGGUCAUAAAUCGAUUUCCCUAAUUUAUGAUUAAUUAAGAUAGCUUUUUCGAUUACGUGCGAUGAUUAUAAGACAUGUUUUCGGAGGUUUUAUUAACCUUCGCCGUUUUAAUAGCUGUUAUACAUACACGUGAAACUCCAAAAAAUGAUCGUGAAAAUGAGAAAUUAUUUUUGCAAGUUCGGCCUGAGCCGAAUCCGUACCCGUUCAUUACCAGAAUGGCUACAGAGAGAUUGAAUCUGACAUGUAGAAUGUUUAAUAGGACUGAUUCUUUUCCUGUUAAUGCAUAUAAUUUAACUUGGAGAGUGCCUAGAGAUUCCAUGAAUAGUAGUGGUAUAGUGCCUUAUAGGUUUAAUGAUGGAACAAUUGGUCUCAAAUUUCUUGACCUGCGAGAGUCAGACAGUGGAGAUUAUACUUGCCAAGCCAAUUCAAUUGGUCUACGCUUUACAGUAAAGUUGAACAUAAAACCGCAUAUUAAUAAAGGAACAAAUGGAAUGUCAUAUUGUGGUUCUCGAAUGUUUAUUUGCUCAAAAAGUAUAUUGGUUUCAAAUGAUAGUCUUGGAAGCAAUCAAAUAAAAAAUAAUCAGACAUUAAAUGAUUUUCAUUCACCUUGUAUAUCUGAUGCUUUUGUCUGUGAUGGAAAAUCAGAUUGCCCCAAUCAAGAAGAUGAGUCAAGUGAUCUUUGUGGACAAGAUGCCUGUACAGGUAAACUACGUUGUAGUGAUAACAGAUGCAUUCCAAGACAUUGGUGUGAAGCAAAAAUACCUCAUGAUUGUUGCCGAAAUAAAAAUAAUGCAGAUCAUAUGACCCAUGAUGAAAUGAUAUUGAGUGAUUCUAAAAGUACAAUGCACAAUACCAUUGUUAAGAGUAAUGGAGAUUUUGAUAAGAGAUUCAGAUUUGUAAAUGAUUAUGGAGAACAUGUCUUUGAAGGGAGUUAUCUUAGAACAAGAGAUUCAAAAUCUGGAGUUGAUUUUUUACAUAUUACCAUAUAUACUAUCAUAGCUUGUGCUAUAGCAUUAACCAUAAUUGUCCUGGUACUUGUUACAAUGCUCUGCAAGACAUAUAUAUCCAAUAGACAACAUUUUGAGCAAGAGAAUUGCCAGUCCAAUAAUUAUCGAUAUUCUACCUAUCAGGAUAUGAAUCGGUUUAGGCAGCCGAUGUAUCGAAAUGGAAAUUAUCAAUAUCCAGCAGUUGACAAUCACAGAAUGUUUUCUGCUCCAAGAUCUGCUGAAAAUGAGCAAAUUAGAGAAAAUUGUUCUAUAAGAAAUUUAAUCACUAGGUGGUUAGGGAUAAUACGAGGGAAUGAAGCAGAACAAGAUGAUGAUGAAAUGUCCAGGAGAAUGAAUCUUAUGAAUGAAGGAACAACAGUAAAUUCAAGGUACACUGCGCCUUUAAAUCAUCCAUCCAGUUUUAACUACCGUACAAAUACGAGACAAAUAAAUCCGACCGGUUACUCCGUAGUUUCACAAUAUGACGAAACUUUACCGACAAGUUCUGAUUUUCGAUGUCCUAGGAGGAGGGAUAUUUAUCAUGUCGAUAAUAUUUGCACAGAAAAUGAUACUGAAACUAGAAAUAUACAUAGUGUGACUACUCAGACAAAUAACGCGGAUGAAAAUGUUAUUAUAAAUUCGCCUUCUAACUUGUGGACUCGAAUUUGCAAUGCGAUGAGAGUGCAAUCGGCACGGGACAACACUAAUCAAAAUGUAGAUGAUUUGGAAACUACUGCUGGUGAAACUUUUGAAGAUGUGAAUUUGAAUGAAUUAAAUGAUGCAAAUGUACCGGCUUAUAGCGCUGUAGGAAAUGCUAACAAUUCAAUUUUUGGCCAAGGGUUAUGGGCCCCAGUUUUAACCAAUGACGAUAAUAAUGAAAAUUGUAAUGCAUGUGAUAAUUUAGAUGAACCUGUGCCAUUAAGAACUACACUAUGGACAAGAAUAUGUAAUAUUAUAGGUUUUGGCUCAUCCCGGAUAAACACAAGUAAUGAUCCUAAUCUAAACACUCCAGUCCAUUCUGAUGAUGUUUUUGAGCAAGGGGAUUUAAAUUUAAACUUCAAUGAAAUUUUAUCAAGCGACGAGGAUUUCUUAACUAGACUUGAAGAUAUCUCAAGAAAUGUUGUUAUGGUAUCACCUCCUCCUUAUACUGAAUUGAUGUUAAAUGAGCCUCCUGUCGGACCUCCGCCCCCUUACGCUAGUAGGGACAACUUAGCUGAUUUUACACCAGGGCCAAAUAAUAGCUUAAUCAAUAAAUUUGCUGAACAAAAUCAAGAGAACCUGAGUGCUGCUAAUGAAGGUUUUGUCAUGGGAAAUAAUAAUUUGGACAAUGACAAUUUGAAUGAGCAGGUCAUGCCUAGUACCAGCACAAGUCCAGAAACGACUGAUAGAAAUAGUCAUAAUAAUGGUAUGAAGAUCAAAGAUGGUGUUGGUUCCAAUAAUAAUGUUAGUAGAAAUGGUGAUGUAAAUUUUAAUUGUAACUCUAGCAAGAUGUUAAGCAAAGCUACUUCUGAAGAUUUUCAUGUCGGCAAUGAAGAUUGUAAGAAGUUAACUGAUUUACCAAACUGUAAUGUUAUUACUUGUGAUAAAGAUGUUAAUAUAAGCGGCCACUUGAUAAAUAUCACAGAUAAUGAAUCAAGUAGCAUUGUAGAUAAUUUAAAUGUAAGUAAAAAUUCAUUUGGUGAAACUUCUUUAAAUGCAAAUACUAAAUUAAGUUCUAAUAACAGUAUUGAUUUCAAAGAUAUUUCAAAUAAUUCGGAUCAAAGUAGUGAGUUAUGUGUGAAUCACAAUAUUUUAACUGAUUCUCAAAUUGACUUCAAUAAAGGAAAUACUUUUUCUUUCAAUAAAAGUACAUUAUCAAGAGAUUGUAGUGAAAGUUGUUUAAAAAACAUAAAUUCAGCUGAGAGUAAUAAAAAUUUAAGAGAUCUUUUCACUAAAAAUCCCGCUAAGUAUAAAUUUUUUUGUGGUAGUUUGAAUAUAGAUAAUUGUGAUGCAUCUAAUAAUGGAAAUGAUACUAAUUUAAAAUUUGUAGAAACGAACAAACUUGUGGGUAACUCAGAUGUUCCGAAUGAUCAACUUUUAGACGAGGCCAGCUCAAGUAAUAAAGGGCAUUUUAAUGAUAAACUUGAUACAAAUACGUACUUUUGUGAUAGAUCAAACAUGAACAAUAAUAUGAAUAUUUGUGAUACCCAUUAUGACAAAAUUAAAAAGAGUUCAGAAGAAAAUUUUAUAAAACCAAUUGCAAGUCAUGAUUAUAAUAAUUCAGAUAUGAUCAGAGGUAGUAAUUCUAAAGAAAAUGAUAAGCAUUUAACUGAUAAUAAUACAAAAAGUAAAGAUAAUAAUUAUUCAUAUAAAAUGUUAGAUCAUGCAGUAUCUGAUAAUGCUUUUUCUAUGAACUCUUGGCCUGGUAUAGGUACCCAUUUAUUUUGUGAUAAUUCCAAAAUUGAUAUUUCUCAUAUAAAUCAGAACAGUAAUAAUUCUAUUUUAAAUAAUACUAAUGUAAAAGUUAAUUCUGAAAAACUAUUUUCUAAGUCUUUUCCAAUUUUAGCAGUUGACAAAUUUGACACCGAUGUGGUUGUUGAUAACACUUCUUUAGAUGAUGUUAAUACUAAUAUGAAUAGUGAUGAGAAAUUAGAUAUUCACAAUUCAAAUAUUUAUUCCACACUUGAAGAUCAAAGUCAUGUUAAUUUAGGUGAGGAAUUUAAUGAGAACUAUUCAGUUGAUAAUGUUUCCUCGAAUGAUAGCUCAAAUAUUAGAAGCACACUAAACACUAAAGAAAUAGAACAAUCGAGUUUAGUAAAUUCUGAAACUAAUGGUAAUAAUAAUGUACUUAGUCAUAAUAAUAUAACGAUCGAAAAUCUCGAUGCUUUGAAUAUAAGUACUAUUAAUGAUACAGAUAAUAAUGUCCAAACGUCCAAAACCGCAAAUAACGUAGAAGAUUUAAGUCUGUAA